CGAUUCGCGGCUCGGCGCUCAGCCGGCCGGGCUGCGUAGCCGGGCCUCGACCCGACGCGGGGCGGGACUUCCGGCGGGGCCGCCGCCGCCGUGCCGCGAGCAGCGUCGCAGAGAGUGGGCCUGCUCUGAACCAUGGAAGGAAGGAACCGGGAAUGAUGGACUGAGUCUCCUCAUUUUCUAUAAGUCGUCAUGUUGGAAGGGCUGAUAGCGUGGGUCCUCAACACUUACCUGGGCAAAUAUGUCAGCAACCUGAACACAGACCAGCUCUCAGUAGCUCUCCUCAAAGGGGCCGUAGAGUUGGAGAACUUACCGCUCAAGAAGGAUGCCUUGAAGGAAGUGUUGCCAUUUGAAGUGAAAGCUGGGUUUGUCGGCAAGAUCACCUUGAAGAUCCCGUUCUACCGUCCCCACAUCGACCCCUGGGUGAUCUCGGUCUCCAAAUUGUACCUCAUCGGCUCGCCCGAAAAGCAAGAGGACUUUGUCGAAGCGAGAGAGAGGCUGCUGGAUCAGGAGAACAAGAAAGCGUUUCUCCUCGCUCUGGAAGAAAAAUGGAAAAAAGAACGGGAGCAGAUUGGAGAAUCUUAUUGGUAUUCAGUCACCGCCUCGGUUGUCACAAAGAUUGUGGAGAACAUCGAGCUCAACAUUCAAGAUGUCCACCUGAGAUUUGAGGAUGGGGUCACCAACCCCUCCCGGCCUUUUGCCUUUGGCGUCUGCAUCAAACACGUCUCCAUGCAAAAUGCCACGGGCGAGCCGGUGGAGGAGCUAAUGAAGAAGAAACAGCUGGAUAUUUCCGACUUCAGCAUCUACUGGGACAGCAGCUGUAGCCUGUGGGGAGACUUGCUCCCUGGGGAGCUGCAGGAAGCUAUGGAUAACAGCAUGGAAAACCGGGAUCAUAAGUACAUUGUGGAGCCCGUGUGUACAUCUGCCCUCCUCAAGAGAAACUGCUCCAAGGAACCCCUCCGCUCUCGGAAUAGGCCACGCCUGGAGUUUGACAUCCAGCUGGAAACAAUCCCUUUGAAGCUUUCCCAGAUGCAGUACCGACAAAUUAUGGACUUUCUGAAAGAACUGGAAAGAAAAGAACGGCAGCUCAAAUUCAGAAAAUGGAGACCGAAAGUCACAGUGAUGGGAAACUGCCAAGAAUGGUGGCACUUCGCCCUGAACACCCACCUGGCCGAGAUCAGAGAGCAGAAGAAGCGUUCUUCCUGGGAAUUUGUGUUGCGUCGCGCUCACGAUGCAGUCUUAUACACAGAUUUGUACUACAAGAAGUUGAAGGAUUUGCUGCUUUCGGAGGAAGAGCAGGAGGAAAUGGAACGCAUCGAAGACGAGCAGGCGUUUGAAGAGCUGAAAAUCCUACGGGAAGUAGUUUACAACCGGUUCCAGGAACUGGCUGAGACCACGAAGAAGCCCGAUUUUCUGGAUUCCACCUCGGAGGCUGACCUGGGAGGCGGCCGCAACAGCAGCAGUGGGAUGCUGCGGUACCUCCAGUCCUGGUUCCCCGGAUGGGGAGGUUGGCACAGCCAGUCCCAAGAAGCGCUGGAAACCAAGGCCAUCGAAAAGCUCCUUUCGGACACCGCGGAAGAGUGGCGGCAGGAGGAGAUGACCGGAGCUGAUGAUUUUUUUGAUCCAGCGACCGAUGUCUCCAGCAUAAAUACCUUCACCAAGAGGGACCACGUCCUGGUCAAACUAAACCUUUGGCUGCAAGGUGGCUCCAUCACGCUGUUGCAUGCAGCGAAGAACAGCCGACAGGCCAGCGAGAAGGCCUUCAUGCAGCUGCAGUUUUCAGGCGUGACCAUCCUGGCGGAAACGCUCCCUCGCAGGAAUUCCUCUCUCCUGAAAGUUCAGCUUGGAAGCCUCUUUGUCCGAGACUUAGCCACCGAAGGGACCAUAUUUCCAGUCCUUGUCUUCCCUAAUCCGCUCAAAGAAGUCGGCUGCGCCUCUUCCGUCAGCCUCCAGACCUCAUCUUCCGACACUAGCAACCAAAGCAGCGAAGAUGCUGUUCCAGUUUUUGAAAUGCUGUAUGAGAAAAACCCGGCUCGCAGCAAUUUUGAGAGACGGUUGGAGGUCAGCACCCAACCCCUGAAUAUUAUUUACAACCCCCAAGCCAUUAAGAAAGUAGCUGACUUUUUCUACAAGGGCAGAGUUCUUUCCUCAGGUUUUGGAUGUCAGUCUGAGCUGGAACUGAGAGUGGCCGAAGCUGCCAGAAGACAGUACAACAGGCUCAAGAUGCAAACCAAGGCUGAAAUCCGCCAGACCAUCGACCGGCUGCUUGUCGGGGAUUUUAUUGAGGAAAGCAGGCAUUGGUCCAUCUGCCUGGAUAUCUCUGCCCCUCAGGUGAUCUUCCCGGACGACUUCAAAUUUUCAGACCCUGUUUUGGUCGUGAUUGAUUUGGGCAGAAUGCUGCUUACUAAUUCUCAAGAGGAGCACAGAAAGAAGAGUCCGGACAGCCCGUCUCUAGAGCUGAGCGAUUUGAGUGACGACGAAUACAAGACUCCUCUUGCUACCCCUCCCAACAGCCCCCCUCCUGAAGCCCACCUGACUGGAGAGGAGGACAAAAACAGAGAGGAGUUUCCGGGCGUGGAAAUUAGCGAAGAGCAACUCCAAGCCCACCUGAUGAGCAAAAAAAUGUAUGAGACCUACACCUUGUCCUUCAUGGACCUGCAGAUCAUGGUGGGGCGAGUGAAAGACAACUGGAAGUACGCCCAAGACAUCGAGGUGGGCCCAACCCACAUGGUGGAGAAAUUCAACGUCCAUUUACAGCUGGAGCGACGGUUGAUCUACACUUCCGAUCCCAAGUACCCCGGAGCUGUCCUGUCUGGGAACCUCCCUGAUUUGAAAAUACACAUCAACGAGGACAAAAUCGUGGCCUUGAACAACUGUUUCGGCAGGCUGACCACCCCUGACUUGGAAACCCCGGGCCCUUUGCAGGUCGGGAAAGAGCCUCCAGGCUUGGAGCAGCGUGGAAGCCUGCACAGCUCUGUGGUGAACUUGACCCAGAGCGUCAUCCUGGUGGAACAACACACCAAAGAAGUCCUGGUGGAGUCGCAGCUGCUCCUGGCGGAGUUCCAGGUCAACUGCAUGCAGCUGGCCGUCGAGAGCAACGGCCGCUACAUCGCGGUCCUCAAGGUGUUCGGCACCAACGCUCACUUUGUGAAGAGGCCUUACGACGUCGAGGUCUCCCUCACGGUCCACGGCCUGCUCUUGGUCGACACCAUGCAGACCUAUGGCUCCGAUUUUGACCUCCUGAUGGCAUCGCACAAGAACCUCAGUUUUGACGUCCCGACGGGGAGUCUACGGGACAGCAAAGCUCAGUCCCCGGCGAAUGUCCUUAGCGAGCCCCUCUUAGUCCAGGAUGUCUCUCUCGCCGAGAAGUUCACCCUGACGUCCCAGAGGCUCUCAGGCGUGUCUCCGAAGCGAGACGAGUCCUUAAUCAAGCUGGAAUACCAAUUUGUCACCGCCGAGUGCCCUUCGAUGAAUUUGGACAGCUCCCUCCAGGUGCUGACGGUCCAGAUGAACAACCUGGACAUCAUCCUGAACCCGGAGACGAUCGUCGAGCUCAUCGGCUUCCUCCAGAAGUCCUUCCCGAAGGAGAAGGACGACGGCAGCCCCCAGCCCCUAAUGACCGAUGCCGAGAAGACCCUGCACGAGCGAGAGAUUUUCCAAUCCACCCAUUCCCAAAGCACGGAGGUGGCCGUGGAGAUCCACUGGCUGAACAUCCUCCUGCUUCGGACGGUCACCCUGCUCAACCGAGAGAAGUUCGGCCGGAAGAUUGCCACGGCCAGCAUCGGGGGCACCAAGGUGAACGUCUCCAUGGGCAGCAGGCUGGAGGUGAAUGGGUCUCUGGGCUGCCUGUAUCUGAUGGACCUGACCCAGGACAACGUGAGGAACCAGUACGUGGUCAGCAUCGGGAACACGGAGCGGUACGGCGUGGGCUACGCCAAGCCCACCUUUCCCCAGUUUGAGGAUGCCAGUAGCCUCCCCGAUGCCUUGAGCUUCACCUUUCAGGAGCAGUCCCCCGUGGAGUGCUCCCUUCUCCUCCAGAUGGCCUCCCUCCAUUACAACCACUCGGCCAAGUUCUUAAAGGAGGUAUCUCUGUCACUGGACGAGCUGGAAGAGAACUUCCGCAGCAUGCUGAAGACCGCGGCCAGCAGAGUGACCACCGUCCUGGCCACCAAGACGGCGGAGUACAGCGAGAUGGUGUCUCUCUUCGACACGGCGCCCAAAUCCAGAGACCCCUUUAACCUGGAGCACGACGAAGGGGACGAGCCCGCUCCCCUGUACCCCAAGGCGGAAACCAUCAAGCUGGUCUUAAACGUGAAGAUCGAGUCGCCCGUGGUCUCCAUACCCCGUAAGCCGGGCAGCCCCGAACUCCUGGUGGGUCACUUGGGACAGAUCUCCAUCCAGAACUUUGUGACGGGCGAAGACAACCUGAGGAGCGACCGCCUGCAGGUGGAGAUCAAAGACAUCAAGAUGUAUUCUCUAAAUUGCAGCCACUUGGCCGGGAAGAAGGACUCGCCGCCGGAGGCGUGGCCCGUUCUGCCCUUGCCAUUGGGCAAUCCCACCAGCUGCGGCUACCAGGAAGAGUCGCAGUUCACUCGACACGAUUUUUUUGAGUCUUUACACAAAGGCCAAGCUUUCCACAUCCUGAACAACGCCACCAUCCAGUUCAUCCUGGAAAAGAUCCCCAUUGAGUGCGGCGCGGAGCUGGCCUUCUCUCUGAGCGACGAUGUCAACAUUGCGAGCCUGAUGAGAAUCGAGGGGAAGUUUGUCAACCCUCUGCAGGUGAUUUUAGCCAAGCACGUCUUCGAGCAACUGAUGCAGACGCUGGACAACCUUGUCUGCAAUGAGGACUUGACCAAGCCACCGUCCAGCUUCCCGUCGCCCGCCUACUCCAGCUUGGGUUCCCCUUCCGCCUCGCUUCGGAGCCUAAGCGCCGAUUUCUCCCUCGGCCGAAAGGAAAACGGCUUCUUCACCCACUCCAGCUUCUCCACCGCCCAAUCUCUGCCGCCAGUCAAGGGAGCGGCCCAAACUUUCACGCAGCUCCAAGCCACGUUCCACAUCGCCCAGCUCCAGGUUCAGCUGAGUGGCGACCUUACCCUGGGAGCCCAAGGCCUGGUCAGCUUAACCUUUCAGGAUUUCGACGUGGAGUUCUCCAAGGACCAUCCCCAGACCUUGUCCAUCCAGAUCGCCUUGCGUUCUCUGCUGAUGGAGGAUCUCCUGGAGAAGAACCCGGAUUCCCUGUACAGGAACCUCAUGGUCUCCCACGGGGCCCCCAAACCUUCCCACUUGGCGCACAAGGAGUAUCUCUCUCAGUCCUGCCCGCUGGUCUCCAACGUGGAGUACCCGGAGAUGCCACGUUCUCUCCCCUCUCACAUGGAGGAGGCCCCCAACGUCUUCCAGUUCUACCAGCGGCCUUCGUGCGCCUCUCAGCCCAAGCACAGAGAGGACGCCGAGACGGGCUGUCCCAUGACCCCACCGCCGUCCCCCACGGCCAAAGAGUUGAGCGCCCCCACCGGGAAGAGCGACUUUGACGACUCCUUGGUGCACGUCAACGUUCUCCUGGUGGACAAGAAACACCCGGAGUUCGCCUCGCGCUACGGCAAGACCCACCGCAGCGUGGACAUCGACUUCAACUGCCUGGACGUCCUGAUCACUCUGCAAACCUGGGUGGUGAUCCUGGAUUUCUUUGGGAUCGGGUCCACGGCCGAGAAUCACGGGCUGAAGGUGCAGAGCGGAGAGGCCCAGCAGGCGACGAAAUCGGAAAUAAAUCCCUUGCCGGACAACGAGGUGCCAGAGGAGUCUGUAAACGCCAAACUGGAUCUGAAGGUCCAUUCUCUGUCCAUGGUGCUGAACAAGGCAACCAACGAACUGGCCAAAGCGAACGUCUCCAAACUUGUCACUCACCUGGAAACGGCAGAAGGCGACCUGACCUUUCGGGGAAGCAUCGGAAGUUUCUCCUUAAGCGACCUGACCUCCCACGGGGAGCUUUACCGAGAGCGCUUCACCACCAGCGGCCAAGAGGCCCUCAUCUUUCACGUCCUCAGGUAUGGCCGGCCGGACUUGUCCCUUCAGAGAGAGUGUGACAUGCGUGUCAGCCUGCGGAUGGCUUCGGUGCAGUACGUUCACACCCAGCGCUUCCAAGCUGAGGUCAUCUCCUUCAUCCAGCAUUUUACACAACUGCAGGAUGUCCUGGGCCGUCAGAGGGCAGCCGUUGAAGGACAAACGGUGAGGGACCAGGCCCAACAAGCAGCCAGGAUUCUUCUGGACAUCGAAGCGGGAGCUCCUGUGCUCCUUAUUCCCGAAAGCUCCAGAUCCAGCCACCUUAUCGUAGCCAACCUGGGAAAACUAAAAAUCAAGAACCGCUUCCUCGUGGCGGGCAGUUCCGCUACCUUCUCGCUCCAAGAUAAGGACCCUGUUCUGCUUUCCUCACCGCUGGGGACCCCAAAGCAUAACGCGAAGAAAACUCCGAGUGGCGAGAAGGCGCCCCGUUUCUCUGACGGUUUGCACACACAAGAGUCCUCUUCCGUGCCAAUUCUCAGCAGUCAGAAAAAUGAGCACACCCCGGAAAUUGAGGCAAAACAGACCCCUUCCUCUCCUUUCUCCUCGGUGGAUAAUCCUGAGGGACACGCCUGCCUCCUGGACUGCAUCAUGGUCGACCUGCAGGACAUGGACAUCUUCGCUGCCGAAAGGUGUUCCCGCGAAUAUUCCCAGCCCGUGAAAGACGCUUCGGUGGAUUUGACCUUCCCGUCUUUCGUCAUCAGGCAGACGGGAGGCAGCCUCUUAACGGAGCCCUUUCGGCUGAAAUUGCAAGUGGAGAGGAACCUGGACAGGGAGAUCAGCCACGCCGUGCCGGAUAUCUGCGUCCACGGCAUUGUCUCGUCAGUCCACUGUUCCCUGGACCUGAACAAAUACAAGCUGAUUCGAGGCCUCCUGGAGGACAAUCUGGGGGAGCCGGUGGAAGAGUUCAUACGGCCCUACGACCUGCAGGACCCCAGGAUACACACGGUGCUGAGUGGCGAGGUCUACACCAGUCUGUCCUUCCUCAUUGACAUGGUCAACGUGAGUCUGGAGCUGACCAGCCCCCAGGCUAAGCAAGGCUCACUGGCCAGGUUUGACUUUAAAAAAUCAAAGCUGCUCUUUCAGAGUUUCUCCAAUCAAACCAGAUCCAUCAACCUGGUCUCCCAUUCCAUGAUGGCGUUUGACACGCGAUACGCUGGGCUGAGGCCUCCUUCCGCCACGCCCAACGUCUUCAGCUGCAUUUUCCAGCCUUCGAAAAACAGCAGUUCUCAAGGAGCCAUCCAGAUUGAGCUGCAUUACAGAUCUACAAAGGAGUCCUCCUCCUUCACGGUCGUCCUGAACAACCUCCGUGUCUUUCUCAUCUUCGACUGGCUGGUGCUGGUCCACGACUUCCUUCAGACCCCCAGCGACCCCAAAAGGCCAUCCAACCCGCCUCCCUCUCGCCAACGUAGCCUCGGUGGCGAACCGGCGGUCAUUCCCAAAGCGGUCAAGUGCGGGAUAGUCACCAAGCGUUCUUCUCUCCAGAUCUCCACCGAGAAACAGCUGGAGGUCAAGAUCAAUGUGACCGAUACGGAGUUCGUGGUGGUGGAAGACAUGACCUGCACGGACACCAACGCGGUGAUUCUGAAGGGGACGACCGUCCUGACCUAUAAGCCCAAACUGGUGGACCAUCCUUUCUCCGGAAGCCUGUCGGGCAUCGAGGUGUUCUCCUGCCGGCUGGGCAACGAGCAGGAAACGGCCCUCUCCAUCCUCGAUCCAGCCCUGAUCCAGGUCGAACUGGUGGGGAACUCUUCCUAUCCAAACGGAUCGGGUCUGUUGGAUGCUUUCAACGGGGGAGACUUCCCUCCCCUUCUAGAGAUCCAGUUGCAAACCCUGGACAUUCGACUCUCUUACAACGACGUCCAGCUCUUCCUGGCGAUCGCCAAGUCCAUUUCUAAGCAGACCAGCGGGGGGCUACCGAGCCCUCCUGCCGCCGUGGACCCUUCGGCUCCUACGGGCGCCUCUGGUGUAAAUGAGGUCUCGGGAACCGCCGCAGAACGAACCGAGACCGCUAAGCGGCUGCUGGAUCCGGUUCUGGAGGUGCAGCUGGCCCGCCUGCAGGAACUGGGAUUCAGCCUGGAUGACUGUCGCAAGGCUCUCCUGGAUUGUCAAGGUCAGCUGAAGAAAGCGGCCAGUUGGCUGUUCAAGAACGCCGAGCCUCUGAAACGCUCCGGGUUCGAUUCCAGCAGUCCCGACGGGCAGAACUCCAGGGCUCUCCGACUCAUCUCCGGAGUGGAAGUCAAAGCUGAAAGCAUCUGCAUUUGUUUUAUCGACGACUGCAUGGACUGUGACGUUCCUCUGGCCGAGCUGACCUUUUCCCGUCUGAACUUCCUUCAGCACUUGAGAGCCAGCCCGGAAGGCUACGCCCAUUUUACGCUCUCCGGCGACUAUUACAACCGCGAACUCUCCGGCUGGGAACCGUUCGUGGAGCCUUGGCCCUGCUCCGUCUUUUGGCAGUGCCAGCCGGCCAGCCGCCUCCACCCGUCCCGGCUGAAGCUGGAAGUGAAGGCGAAGCACCGUCUGGACGUCAACGUCACCUCCAGGCUUCUUGAGCAAUAUGCCAGCACCAAGCAGUCCUGGAUGGCCGAUUACUGCAGCCAGGAGAUAGAAGCCCCGGAGCUUGAAUCGGAAGAGUGGGGGGCUGGCUCUUCGGUGGAUCCCCCUUCCUUUAGGCAAGGCCUUCCUCUUGCCUACCUUAGAACUAGGAGCACAGCCAGUCUGACUAACCUAGAGCACCAGAUGUAUGCUGGAGCUGAAAUGAAGGCGCCUAAGCGGAGGCAGCCCUUUGUGCCCUUCGCUCUGCGGAAUCACACCGGUUGCACUCUCUGGUUUGCCACGAUGACCACCACCCCGACUCGAGCGGCCCUCCUGCACAGCGGGAGCCCCCCGGUCCUGCCAGAAGAAAACAAGACCUUUCUGGACGAAGCCCACAAAGUCAGCGAGUGGCGGGAGGUCCUCGCGGGAGAAGAGGUCCCCUUCGCCUUCGAAGCCAAGGGGAAACUGAGGCACAGGCAUACCCACGAUCUGAGAAUUCACCAGCUGCAAGUAAGAGUCAACGGCUGGGAGGCCGUCAGUCCUGUGUCCGUUGACAAAGUGGGAAUAUUUUUCCGGUAUGCGGCUCCCGAUAAAAGCAAUUCUUCCUCCACGGUUGGCAGCCCAAUUAGUAGAACCAACAUCAUCCAUCCACAGGUUUAUUUCUCUUCAUUGCCUCCCGUUCGCGUGGUCUUUGCGGUGACCAUGGAGGGCAGCGCCCGGAAGGUUAUAACGGUCCGUUCUGCCUUGAUUGUGAAAAACAAACUUGAGAUGCCAAUGGAGCUGAGGCUGGACAGUCCUUCAGCCCCGGACAAACCCGUGGUGCUCCCGGCGGUGAUGCCCGGCGACUCCUUUGCCGUCCCCCUGCACCUGACCUCCUGGCGCCUCCAGGCCAGGCCCAAGGGCACCGGCGUCUUCUUCUGCAAGUCUCCCAUCCACUGGACCAACGUCCAGAAGGCUUCAGAGGUCUGCAGCAGCAAGCGGGAGUGUCACUCCAUGGAGCUGGACAACAGCCGGUUCUUCAGGUUUUGCGUGGCUAUAAAGAAAGAGAACUACCCAGACUACAUGCCUUCCAGCAUCUUCUCCGACAGCGCCAAGCAGAUUUUCAGGCAGCCGGGACACACCAUUUAUCUCUUGCCCACCGUGGUGUUGUGUAACCUGCUGCCUUGCGAACUGGAGUUCUACGUCAAGGGCGUGCCGAUCAACGGGACCCUGAAACCCCGGAAGGAAGCCGUCCUGCACACCGCCGACACUUCCCAGAACAUCGAGCUGGGGAUCUCCCUCGAAAACUUCACCCACUGCAAGGAGCUUCUGAUCCCGCCGGGGACGCAGAAUUACGUGGUGCGGAUGAGGCUGUACGACAACAACCGGCGUCUCUUGAACCUCACCAUCCGGAUCGUGGGCCAAGCCAAAGGGUCCUUGAAGAUACUCAUUUCGGCUCCAUACUGGCUGAUCAACAAAACAGGGUUACCAUUGAUUUUCCGGCAAGACAACGCAAAGACCGACGCGGCCGGCCAGUUUGAAGAACACGAGUUGGCCCGCAGCCUGAGCCCCCUCCUCUUCUGCUACGCCGACAAAGAACAGCCAAAUCUUUGUACCAUGCGGGUUGGGAGAGGCAUCCACCCCGAGGGGAUGCCUGGAUGGUGCCAGGGGUUCUCCUUGGACGGAGGAAGCGGCGUCCGAGCCCUGAAGGUGAUCCAACAAGGAAACCGGCCGGGCCUUAUUUAUAAUAUCGGUAUCGACGUUAAGAAGGGCAGAGGGCGCUACAUGGACACUUGCAUGGUGACCUUUGCACCUCGCUACCUGCUGGACAAUAAAUCCUCACACACCCUCGCGUUCGCCCAGAGGGCCUUUGCCAGAGGACAGGGAACAUCCAACCCCGACGGCUACAUCUCCACCCUCCCGGGAUCCAGUGUGGUCUUCCACUGGCCGCGGAACGACUACGACCAGUUGCUUUGUGUCCGGCUGAUGGACGUGCCCAGCUGCAUUUGGUCCGGAGGCUUCGAGGUCAACAAGAACAACUCCUUCCACAUCAACAUGAGGGACACCCUGGGGCGAUGCUGCUUCCUCCAAGUUGAGAUCACCUUGAAGAGGGCCACGUACUGCGUCUCGUUCAGCGACACCGACAAAUUUCCCCCUCCGUACCGCAUCGACAACUUUUCUAAGGUGCCGGUUGUGUUCGCCCAACACGGCGUGGCCGAGCCCCGCCUCAGCACCGAGGUGAAGCCCUCCACCUCCCUGGACUACGCCUGGGAUGAGCCCAUCCUCCCACCCUACGUCAGCCUGACGGUUAAAGGGGCCGGCUCCUCCGAAGUCACCUGCUGCAUGAACGACUUUCAAGAAAGCAAGCAGCUCUAUUACGAAAACUUCAUCUACAUCGCGGCCUCUUACACUUUCUCGGGGGUCCAGGAAGAGACGGGAAGACCCGUUGCUACGAACAAGGAAGUGGACUGCGCCGAGCUGGUCCUGGACGUCUCUCCCAAGACGCAGAGAGUCAUCUUGAAGAAAAAGGAACCCGGGAAACGCUCUCAGCUGUGGAGGAUGACCGGGACCGGCAUGCUGUGCCACGAAGGCUCGGCGGUCCCCCGUCACCCGAACAAGCCCUCCCCACCUCGCUCGGCAGAGUCCUCCAUGAUUCUGGACAUCGCUGGCUUGGCGGCCGUCACGGACAACAGAUACGAGCCUCUGAUGCUGAGGAAGCCAGACAGACGGAGAAGCACCACCCAGACAUGGAGCUUUCGAGACGGCAAACUUCUGUGCGGCAUGCACGGACUCGCAGUGCAGGCCAAAGGAGGCAGAGCUGGGCUGCGUGAUGGAGCAGAAGUUGUCCUGGGACCCGACACUUCCCUGGAACAGUUGGGUCCCGUCCCUCCGGACCAGCAGUUCAUCAACCAGAAGAUGCGGCCUGGGUCCGGAGCCCUGGCCGUCCAGGUGAUUCCCGACGGUCCCACAAGAGUUCUGCAGAUCACCGAUUUCAACCAGCGCAGAAACGACCGCCUCUCAUACGAAGGGGAGGAGUUGGACCAAGACCUGUGGAAGUUGAAAAAUCCAGACCUGGAGCAAGAGUUGGAAGUCCAGCUGAAAUUGGAAGGAGGGAUCGGCUUGUCUUUGGUUAACAAGGCCCCCGAAGAGCUGAUCUUUGCAACUUUCAUCGGCAUCAAUGUCCAUUUCACCCAGCUGUCCGCCAGCCAAGUGCUGGAACUGAGUAUACAGGAUGUGCAGGUCGACAACCAGCUCCUCCGCACCACUCAGCCCUUCGUGCUGUUCCUCACCCCCAAGAUGGGCGAGAACGAAGUGGCCGAUACGGGCCCAGCCGUGCAGCUGAACGCUAUGAAAUUUCCUAGCAAAACCCCUCUGAGUGACAUAUACAAGCACCUGAUGAUCACAGCAAGCAAGUUUACGGUUCAGAUCGAGGAGAAACUGCUCCUUAAACUGCUCAGUUUCUUCGGCUGCAACCAGUCAGAAUCGGAGGUUGAAAAUUACGACGAAAACCUCCACGAAAAGCCGGCUGGUCAAGAGGUUGCCCGGAAGAGAUACUAUUUCGAAAACCUCAAAAUUAGCGUGCCCCAAAUAAAACUCAGCGUCUUUACGUCUAGCAAGCUCCCCCUGGAUCUCAAGGCACUGAAGAGCACGCUGGGAUUUCCUCUCGUGCGCUUCGAAGACGCCGUCAUAGACCUGGAUCCUUACACCCGGGUCCACCCCUACGAGACCAAGAGCUUCAUCGUCAACGACAUCCUCAAGCACUUUCAGGAAGAACUGCUCAGCCAGGCGGCCAGGAUCCUCAGCUCCGUGGAUUUCCUGGGAAACCCCAUGGGGCUCUUGAACGACGUCUCCGAAGGGGUCACCGGGCUGAUCAAGUACGGCAACGUGGGCGGCCUCAUACGGAACGUGGCUCACGGCGUGUCGAACUCCGCGGCAAAGUUUACGGGAACUUUGUCUGACGGUCUGGGAAAGACGAUGGAUAACCGGCAUCAGACGGAGCGGGAAUACAUCCGAUACCACGCAGCCACCAGCGGCGAACACCUGGUGGCCGGCAUCCAAGGCCUGGCUCACGGCAUCAUCGGCGGGCUGACCAGCGUGAUCACGUCGACGGUAGAAGGGGUGAAGACCGAAGGCGGAAUGAGCGGCUUCAUAUCCGGUCUUGGGAAAGGACUCGUUGGCACCUUAACGAAGCCGGUGGCCGGUGCCCUGGACUUUGCCUCGGAGACCGCCCAAGCCGUCCGAGAGACAGCCACGCUGACCGGCCCCAGGACCCAGGCCGAGCGGAUACGGAGGCCGCGGUGUUGCCGGGGGCCGCAAGGCCUGUUGCCGCGCUACUCGGAGAGCCAGGCGGAGGGGCAGGAGAUCCUCUUCAAGCUGACGGACAACAUUCAGGAUGAGUUCUUCAUCGCGGUGGAGAACGUCGACCGCUACUGCGUGAUCAUCUCUUCCAAAGCGGUUUAUUUCCUCAAGAGCGGAGAGGCCAUGGACCGGGAGGCCAUCUUCCUGGAGGUCAAGUACGACGACCUCUACCACUGCCUUAUCUCCAGGGACCACGGACAGGUCUACGUCCAGCUGACCAAGAAAGCCAUCAACUCCGCCAGCGGCGUGGCAAUGCCCGGCCCGUCACACCAGAAGCCCAUGGUCCACGUAUCAGCGGAGGACGUGGCUGUCUGUCUCUGCCAAGAAAUCAACUAUGCAAAAAGCCUUUUCUACGAACAGCAGUUGAUGCUCCGAUCCAGCGAACACCAGGAACAAUUAGAAUUGGAUUCCUGACCCAGAGAAAAUGUGGGAGGACACACACACACAUACAAACACACACACGCGCCCCCCCUCCCUCGGCUCAGUCAGAGAAUCUGCCCCCUCCCCAGGGCGUAGGAAUAGGAAAGCUUUGGGUAAAGCAGAGAAGCUAAAAAAAGUCUGCAGGGAAAAAAAUCAACCUUGUGCUGCGGGCCGCUCGGAGUCACCAACACUGGAGACCCAUUAAGGGGGGGGAAAAACCUGGGAUUUUCUUAACCAUUUGUGUAUAUAUAGUAUAUUUAUAUAUAUAUAUAUAUAUAUAUACAUACUUGUGUGUAUGAUGUGUAGAUGUUACACGUACCUUACACACCGUCGAGGUUGUAUAAAAGUCUUUUUCGUGUAAAGAAAUGAUAGGAGAAGUUAUAUUGCACUGAUUUUGAGCAUUUUUGGAAAGGGCACUUUUUUCCCCCUCUUCCUUUCCCUGGAAGCCACAAAGAGAUAGAGCGGGGGGGGGGGAGCCUGGCCAGAAUUUGGGCACCUCAGAACAGGGCAGGGGGGUCCUGAUCUCUCUGGGUGAGAGAGGGUUGCCCACUCAGUCCUGUCCAGGAUCAGGCUAAGUUUUGCUUUCCGGCAUCCGGAUGGGGGAAAGGGGAGUUUUAAGGAGACCGAACGAGAAUGCCGGUUUAUAAAUGUAAUAUUGCAAAAAAAAAAAAAACCUGCAGUCUGAUCCUGAGGAUGAAUUAAAAAAAGAAAAAGAAAAAA
Crotalus tigris (Tiger rattlesnake) is the source of this 14064-nucleotide messenger RNA. It is a transcript of the gene VPS13D, whose product is annotated as vacuolar protein sorting 13 homolog D. Gene Ontology annotation, cellular component: extrinsic component of membrane. Bases 190 to 13338 code for a protein of 4382 amino acids. Gene Ontology annotation, biological process: protein retention in Golgi apparatus; mitochondrion organization; protein targeting to vacuole. The transcript has 70 exons. Gene Ontology annotation, molecular function: protein binding. Lineage: Eukaryota; Metazoa; Chordata; Lepidosauria; Squamata; Viperidae. The record is from RefSeq and is a predicted model, not a curated record.